This is a messenger RNA of Megalobrama amblycephala (Wuchang bream), 1953 nucleotides long. Its product is annotated as cytochrome P450 2C23-like. Gene Ontology annotation, molecular function: heme binding; iron ion binding; oxidoreductase activity, acting on paired donors, with incorporation or reduction of molecular oxygen, reduced flavin or flavoprotein as one donor, and incorporation of one atom of oxygen. Lineage: Eukaryota; Metazoa; Chordata; Actinopteri; Cypriniformes; Xenocyprididae. Gene Ontology annotation, biological process: xenobiotic metabolic process. Gene Ontology annotation, cellular component: cytoplasm; intracellular membrane-bounded organelle. The record is from RefSeq and is a predicted model, not a curated record.
CAUUAGCAUGCAGUAGAGAGCUUUGAGCUAGUCAGUAAUUUACUAAACUUGCCUGGCUUUACAGUGAAUGAACUUCACUUGGAUCGAGCUAGUAUGCUUAUAAAGGGAAAAUAAGUGUUUUGCAGAAGUAUAAUCUUGUCUUGAAUGUUUAGAUUGAACCUUGAGGCAUUAGUGGUAAUAACUAGUUAACUAUUACACAAGCAUGCACUGGCAUGUCAAACUUACUGUCCCAAUGUCUCCUCCCUCUUUGGCUCUGUUUAUAAAGCCCACAGUCCUGUGUUUGUCCUGAAAGGACCCUGUCAUCAUGUGGACGACUCUCAUGAAGUUAGACCUGGCCUCUGUAGGUCUGGCUCUGUUUCUUGGCUUGAUCUUUCUGGUUCUGUUCGAGAUCUUUAGGAUUCAUUCCUAUAGAAGUCAAACUCCUCCUGGUCCCAAACCUCUGCCUUUUGUGGGUACCAUACCACAAUUUUUGAAGAACCCAAUGGAGUUCCUGAGAUCAAUGCCUCAGUAUGGAGAGAUGACCACUUUGUAUCUCGGGAGGAAGCCAGCCAUAAUCCUCAACACAAUCCAGGUCACGAAGGAAGCCCUGGUCCAAAAUGGUUCAUCUUUUUCAGGAAGGCCGCCUAUACCACUUUUAAAAUGGGUUACUAAUGGAUAUGGUAUAAUAGCGGUCACGUUUGGUCGUUGGAGGCAGCAGAGACGGUUUGCUCUGCACACGCUCAGGAACUUUGGCCUUGGAAAGAAGUCUGUGGAGGAACGCGUGACAGAGGAAAGCAGUUACCUGCUUUCUGAAAUGCUCAAAUCAGAAGGCAAGCCUUUUGACCCCCAACAUGCAAUAUACAAUGCUGUUUCCAACAUUAUCUGUUCCAUCGUGUUUGGGGAUCGGUUCGACUAUGAUAACAAGAGCUUUGCAUACCUUUUGGAAAUCCUGAAGGAGAGCGUCGAUCAUCUAGGGUCACUUGUUGGGCAGGUGUUUAACUUGCUUCCCAUCAUCAAAUAUCUCCCAGGACCACACCAGAAAAUCUAUCAGAAUGGCGAAGAGUUGAAGGCUUUCUUCAGGGAAGCAAUCAAAGCACACCGAGAAACUCUGGAUCCAGACAGUCCUCGAGACUACAUUGAUGCCUACCUGCUGGAGAUUGAGAAACAAAAGUCCAACGAGGACUCUACGUUUCAUGAGGAGAACAUGGUUAUGUCAGUAGCUGAUUUGUUCAUGGCUGGAACUGACACCACAUCAACCACCAUCAGAUGGGGGCUCAUCUACUUGACACAAAACCCAGAUGUACAAGAGCGAUGUCAUGAGGAGAUUGUUCGGGUACUGGGUUACGAUCACAUGCCCAGCAUGGAUGACCGUGACAAACUACCGUACACCAACGCCACUGUUCAUGAGUUUCAGCGCUUUGGCAACAUUGUACCCACUAACCUGAUGCAUGAAACAACUCAGCCCACAAAACUACGAGGAUACGACAUUCCCAAGGUAAUGAAAUGGAGCCUGGAUGUGUUUUACUUGACUGAAACUUGUUCCACUAACAAACAUCGUCUUUCUAGAGGCACCGAAAUACUGACCAACUUAACAGCAAUUUUAACUGAUAAGGAGCACUGGAAGUUUCCAGACACUUUUAACCCAGAGAAUUUCUUAGACGAUAACGGACAUUUCUUCAAACCAGAGUCUUUCCUCCCUUUCUCCUUGGGUCCGAGGGUGUGUCCCGGUGAGACCCUGGCGAAGAUGGAGCUCUUCCUCUUCAUCACUUCUCUCUUGCAGCGGAUUCGUUUCUCCUGGCCUCCUGGUGUGCAGAAGCCAGACAUGAAUGGGAUUGUCAGUUUGGUCCGCUCUCCUGAACCAUACGACAUCAUCUGCCACAGCAGAGGCUAAUAAAAUUGAUUAUCAGUAACCUUUCUGACAAUAGAGGAAUAGUUCACCCAAAAAUGAAAAUUAUCCCAUGAUUUACUCACCCU